Molecule: messenger RNA, 3467 nt
Organism: Choloepus didactylus (southern two-toed sloth)
Lineage: Eukaryota; Metazoa; Chordata; Mammalia; Pilosa; Megalonychidae
Gene: ANKS6
Product: ankyrin repeat and sterile alpha motif domain containing 6
Exons: 16
Coding region: 1-2652 (883 amino acids)
Biological process (GO): innate immune response
Cellular component (GO): cytoplasm
Molecular function (GO): protein binding
Source: RefSeq, a predicted model, not a curated record
AUGGGCGAGGGCGGGCUGCCCCCGGCCUUCCAGCUGCUGCUGCGCGCCUGCGACCAGGGCGACACGGACACGGCGCGGCGGCUGCUGGAGCCCGGGGCGGCGGAUCCGGCGGAGCGCGGCGCGGAGCCCGAGGCGGGCGCGGAGGCGGCGGGGCCCGAGGCGGCGGGGCCCGGGGCGGCGGCCGGCGCGCCCGUGCCCGUGGACUGCUCGGACGAGGCGGGCAACACGGCGCUGCAGUUCGCCGCGGCCGGGGGCCACGAGCCGCUCGUGCGCUUCCUGCUGCGCCGCGGCGCCUCGGUCAACAGCCGCAACCACUACGGCUGGAGCGCGCUCAUGCAGGCGGCCAGAUUUGGGCACGUGAGUGUGGCGCACCUCCUUUUGGAUCACGGAGCCGACGUCAACGCCCAGAACCGGCUGGGGACCAGCGUGCUCACUGUGGCCUCCCGGGGCGGCCACCUGGGCGUAGUGAAGCUACUCCUGGAAGCCGGCACCUGCGUGGACCCUCACGGCCCCUCGGGCGAGCCCCCGGGGACAGGGGGCAGCAGAGAUGAGCUGCUGGGCAUCACGGCCCUGAUGGCCGCCGUGCAGCACGGGCACGAGGCCGUGGUGCGGCUGCUGCUGGAGUGGGGGGCGGACCCCAACCUCCCGGCCCGCACCGUGGGCUGGAGCCCGCUGAUGCUGGCCGCCCUCGGCGGGAGGCUCGGGGCCGCCCAGCAGCUGCUGGAGAGGGGCGCCAACCCCGACCACCAGAGUGUGCUGGAGAAGACCGCCUUCGAGGUGGCCCUGGACGGCCAGCACAGGGACCUGGCCGACUGCCUGGACACGGUGACCAGCGUCAGGCCCAAGACAGAUGAAGAGAAAAGGCGACCUGAUAUUUUCCAUGCAUUGAAAAUGGGAAACUUCCAGCUCGUCAAAGAGAUUGCCGACGAAGACCCCAGCCACGUGAACAUGGUCAAUGGGGACGGGGCGAGCCCACUGAUGCUGGCUGCCGUCACAGGCCAGCUGCCUCUGGUGCAGCUGCUGGUGGAGAGGCGUGCUGACGUGGACAAGCAGGACAGUGUGCACGGCUGGACGGCCCUCAUGCAGGCCACCUACCACGGGAAUAAAGAAGUCGUCAAGUACCUGCUAAAUCAAGGGGCCGACGUCUCUCUUCGGGCCAAGAACGGCUACACGGCCUUUGACCUCGUGAUGGUGCUCAACGACCCCGACACGGAACUGGUGCGCCUGCUGGCAUCCGUGUGCAUGCAGGUUAAUCGGGACAAAGGCCGGCUCAGCCAGCAGCCACCCCUGCUCCACUUGAAGGCCAGACAGCCCGGGACCAUCCCCAUGCUGCCCGAUGACAAGGGCGGCCUGAAGUCCUGGUGGAGCCGCAUGUCCAAUCGGUUCCGGAAGCUCAAGCUGAUGCAGACGCUGCCCCGCGGGCUGUCCAGCAACCAACCUGUGCCCUUCUCUGGCGAGCCCGAGCCGGCCCUGGAUUCCACGAUGAGGGCAGCCCCCCAGGACAAGGCGAGCCGCCCCAGCCUCCCUGAUGUGGCACCCCCGGCCAAGGACAGUGGUCCUGGGAGCACGAGAGGAGGAAAGGAAGAUACGUUAUUGACCACCAUGCUUCGCCACGGCGCCCCGUGCACCAGGCUCCCGAGCGACCAGCUGAAGGCCGUCAUCCCCCCUUUCCUGCCCCCUUCCAGCUUCGAGCCUUGGGGCUCCGGCCGGCCCCGCAGGUGCCGGGAUGGGAAGGCCGACCCCGCGGAGACGACGCUGCCCCAGAGGGCCGGCAGGGCCCACGGCCUGGGCGGCGGGAGCUCGGAGCCUGCGCCCAGCAGGCCGGUUAAAUUUCCAACUCUCUCUAGAAGCCCAGCUUCUCCCACCAAUUCUGGAAACUUCAACCACUCGCCUCACUCCUCGGGUGGCUCCAGUGGGGUCGGGGGCGUCAGCAGGCACGGUGGGGAGCUGCACAGCCGCUCAGGUGGCGGCAUAGACAGUGUCUUGUCGCAGAUUGCUGCACAGAGGAAAAAAGCCGCCGGACUGUCUGAGCAGAAGCCAGGCCGCCGGUCGAGCCCCGUGGGUCCGGCACCUGCAGCCAGCCCACCUGAGCUCCCCGGCCCCCCGGCAGGCAGCAGCGUUCCUGGUGGCCAGCAGAAACUGGAGACCAGCACAAGGCCUCAGUCGGGGACUUCCACUACCUCCAAAAGCACGUCCCCCACCCUCACACCCUCGCCAUCCCCCAAGGGGCACCCCGCCGAGUCCUCAGUGUCCUCCUCUUCCUCCCACCGGCAGUCCAAGAGCAGCGGGGGCUCCAGCAGUGGCACCAUCACGGACGAGGAUGAGCUGACUGGAAUCCUUAAGAAAUUAUCACUUGAGAAAUACCAGCCCAUUUUUGAGGAACAAGAGGUGGACAUGGAGGCCUUCCUCACCCUCACGGACGGCGAUUUGAAGGAGCUGGGGAUCAAAACAGAUGGGUCCAGGCAGCAGAUUUUGGCAGCGAUUUCUGAACUGAACACAGGCAAGGGACGGGAGAGACAGAUUUUGCAGGAAACCAUUCACAACUUCCACUCUUCCUUCGAGAGCAGUGCCAGCAACACCAGGGCCCCCGGAACCAACCCGGCCAUGGCUGGUUGGGUGAGGCCCGAAGAAGGCGUCUCCAGCAAGAGGUAGCGGCCCAGAGAUGGCUGUGCUGGCAUCUGUCUCCAGCCUGGGGCCCCCUCGGGGCUGCCUUCCAGAGGCGCGACCGCAUCCCCUCACCACCCAGCCUUCCUCGGGUCCUGGCCCAGCGCAUGGGGCAAACUCCCCCCGGUGCUGGGAUCCCUCCCAGGUUCCCCUCGCCCAGCGGAGCCCCCAGGGCUGGAGACACAGCGGAUGACCGGCCUCCUCGGGGAAAGCUUGUCCCGCCCCAGGUGCUGGGGGCAGGGCCUGACUCACCUGAAGCCCUCAGCGGGGCCAGGACUCAGGAAUCCAGGGUGCCAUUUGAUUCAGCCCUUUGGCCUGGUCUCAUCUUUCACCAUCAGACACUUUCUACUUUUGGUUCCAUGCAGGGAGUCAAUUCUCUGAAAAAUUUCUGUUUGCCAAACUGCGUGUAUUAAGCAAUGUUGAAUUUGCCUUCUCACUUUGCCUUUGCCCAGCAAAGGCAUAAAACAACACUCAGAUUUCUUCCAGUGAUGGCUUUUAUGGAGCAAGCGCCUGUGGGUUGCCGGGUGCUUCCGGAAGUUACCUUACCUCAUUUUCACAGUAACCCUGUGAGGCAGCCUUAAAAUUCACCUUCUCUCAAAGAGGUAACUGCGACACAGGGAUAUGGGCUGACCUUACCGAGGUCACACCCUCGACGAGGGACGGUUUGGUUUGAACUUCGGUCUCACCUCAGAGUUUGUAUUCUCCUCAUGAUAUCUUGCUGCUCUUCAGCAUGCAGAGAAACAUUAAAUUGGUAUAAACCCCGCCUACAAGGAAAGAAAUAAAUAAAUCCUUAUUUAGUCUGU